AUGGGCGACAUCGAUGGUGAUGACGCUUCGUGUAGGGUCAUCUCAAAGGGCGGCGGCGUGGUGCUCGUGUCGGUUGAAUACGGACUCGCACCGGAAAAUAAGCAUCCCGUCUUGAUCAAUGAUUGUUUCAGGGGACUUAAUUGGACUCUUGAAAACGCAAAAGAUCUUGGAGGAGUUGGGGGCAAGAUCUUUACGGUCGGAGUCUCUGCUGGAGCUGGGCUUGCACUCGGCGUAGCUUUGAAAGCGAUCGACGAGGACUUGGGAGUUUACUUGGUGGGUGUAGUCGCACAGGUCCCGGCCACAGUCCAUCCCGAAGGAGUACCAUCAGAGCUUCAAGCGAGAUUUAAGUCAAUGGAAGAGCAUGCAGAUCGCACUAUUGACACUGCUUCUGCAAUGCAUGCGUUCUGGGACGCUUUCGGUACCCCGCCCACUGAUCAUUAUGCUUCGCCGCUGCUUCAUCCUAAAGUCAAGGACUUGAAGAAGGUAUAUCUGAGUGUGGCAGGGCACGACACACUUCGAGAUGAUGGGCUGUUAUUCAAGGAGCGUUUGGAUCAGAACAGAAAUUUCAGCGUCACCAACAAGCUUGACUUCUACAAAGGCUAUCCUCACUAUCACUGGACUUGGCCGUCUCCGAAACUUGAUAAGCCACGAGAGGAAUACAAUGCGAAUGUAGCUGAAGGAGUCAAGUUUGUGAUUUCGUAG
Periconia digitata is the source of this 702-nucleotide messenger RNA. The record is from the annotation of a GenBank genome assembly. NCBI's taxonomy places the organism in Eukaryota, Fungi, Ascomycota, Dothideomycetes, Pleosporales, Periconiaceae.